Molecule: messenger RNA, 3195 nt
Organism: Rangifer tarandus platyrhynchus (Svalbard reindeer)
Lineage: Eukaryota; Metazoa; Chordata; Mammalia; Artiodactyla; Cervidae
Source: the annotation of a GenBank genome assembly
AUGGGAGCCGCGCGCGGAGCCCCGAGCAGCCCCUGCCGGCUGCCUCUGCUCAGCGUCCUGCUGCUGCCGCUGCUGGGCGGUGCCCAGGCAGCCGUUGUCUUCAUCAAGGAGCCGUCCUCCCAGGACGCGCUGCAGGGGCGCCGGGCGCUGCUCCGCUGUGAGGUUGAGGCCCCGGGCCCAGUGCACGUGUUCUGGCUGCUGGACGGGACCCCCGUCCAGGACACUGAACGGCGCUUCACCCAGGGCAGCAGCCUGAGCUUCGCGGCUGUGGACCGGCUGCAGGACUCGGGAGCCUUCCAGUGCGUGGCUCGGGAUGAGGUCACUGGAGAAGAGGCCCGAAGCGCCAAUGCCUCCUUCAACAUCAAAUGGCUCGAGACCGGUCCCGUAGUCCUGAGGCAUCCGGCCUCGGAAGCUGCGAUCCAGCCCCUGACCCAGGUCACGCUGCGUUGUCACAUCGAUGGGCACCCUCGGCCCACCUACCAGUGGUUCCGAGAUGGGAGCGCCCUCUCUGACGGCCAGAGCAACCACACGGUCAGCAGCAAGGAGCGAAACCUGACCCUCCGGCCGGCGGGCCCUGAGCAUAGCGGCGUCUACUCUUGCUGUGCCCAUAAUGCCUUUGGCCAGGCCUGCAGCAGCCAGAACUUCACCUUGAGCAUCGCUGAUGAGAGCUUUGCCAGGGUGGUCUUGGCACCCCAGGAUGUGGUGGUGGCAAGGAAUGAGGAGGCCAUGUUCCACUGUCAGUUCUCAGCCCAGCCGCCCCCGAGCCUGCAGUGGGUCUUUGAGGAUGAGACGGCCAUCACUAACCGCAGCCGAGCCACGGUGUUUGCCAAUGGGUCCCUGCAGCUGACCCAGGUCCGGCCACGCAAUGCAGGGGUCUACCGCUGCAUAGGCCAGGGCCAGAGGGGCCCUCCUGUCGUCCUGGAGGCCACGCUCCACCUGGCAGAGAUCGAAGACAUGCCACCAUUUGAGCCACGGGUGUUCACGGCCGGCAGCGAGGAGCGAGUGGCCUGCCCGCCCCCCCAGGGUCUGCCGGAGCCCAGUGUGUGGUGGGAGCACGCAGGAGCCCGGCUGCCCGCCCACGGCAGGGUCUACCAGCAGGGCCACGAGCUGGUGUUUGCCAGCACUGCCGAGAGCGAUGCUGGUGUCUACACCUGCCACGCGGCCAACCUGGCCGGUCAGCGGAGACAGGAUGUCAACAUCACCGUGGCCACGGUGCCCACGUGGCUGGAGAAGCCCCAGGACAGCCAGCUGGAGGAGGGCAAGCCAGGCUAUUUGCAUUGCCUGACCCAGGCCACACCCAAACCCACAGUUUUCUGGUACAGAAACCAGAUGCUCAUCUCCGAGGACUCGCGGUUCGAGGUCUUCAAGAAUGGGACCCUGCGCAUCAACAGUGUGGAGGUGUAUGAUGGGACGUGGUACCGCUGCGUGAGCAGUACGCCCGCCGGCAGCAUCGAGGCCCAGGCCCGCGUCCAAGUGCUGGAAAAGCUCAAGUUCACACCACCACCGCGGCCACAGCAAUGCAUGGAGUUCGACAAGGAGGCCACGGUGCCCUGCUCAGCCACGGGCCGAGAGAAGCCCACUAUUAAGUGGGUCCGGGCAGAUGGGAGCAGCCUCCCAGAGUGGGUGACAGACAAUGCCGGGACCUUGCACUUCUCCCGGGUGACCCGUGACGAUGCUGGCAACUACACCUGCAUUGCCUCCAACGGGCUGCAGGGCCAGAUACGCGCCCACGUCCAGCUCACCGUGGCAGUGUUCAUCACCUUCAAGGUGGAGCCAGAGCGCACGACUGUGUAUCAGGGCCACACGGCCCUGCUGCGGUGCGAGGCCCAGGGGGACCCCAAGCCGCUCAUUCAGUGGAAGGGCAAGGAUCGCAUAUUGGACCCCACUAAGCUGGGACCCAGGAUGCACAUCUUCCAGAAUGGCUCCCUGGUGAUCCACGACGUGGCCCCCGAGGACUCGGGCCGUUAUACCUGCAUCGCAGGCAACAGCUGCAACAUCAAGCACACGGAGGCCCCCCUCUACGUCGUGGACAAGCCGGUGCUGGAGGAAUCCGAGGGCCCGGGCAGCCCUCCCCCCUACAAGAUGAUCCAGACCAUCGGGCUGUCGGUGGGCGCCGCUGUGGCUUACAUCAUCGCCGUGCUGGGCCUCAUGUUCUACUGCAAGAAGCGCUGCAAGGCCAAGCGGCUUCAGAAGCAGCCGGAGGGCGAGGAGCCAGAGAUGGAGUGCCUCAACGGCGGGCCUCUGCAGAACGGACAGCCCUCGGCCGAGAUCCAGGAGGAGGUGGCCUUGACCAGCUUGGGCUCUGGCUCCGCCGCCACCAGCAAGCGCCACAGCUCCAGUGACAAGCUGCACUUCCCGCGGGCCAGCCUGCAGCCCAUCACCACGCUGGGCAAGAGCGAGUUCGGGGAGGUGUUCCUGGCGAAGGCACAGGGCUUGGAGGAAGGAUUGCCUGAGACCCUGGUGCUCGUGAAGAGCCUGCAGAGCCGGGAUGAGCAGCAGCAGCUGGACUUCCGGAGGGAGUUCGAGAUGUUUGGGAAGCUGAACCACGCCAAUGUGGUGCGGCUGCUGGGGCUGUGCCGCGAGGCUGAGCCCCACUACAUGGUGCUGGAGUACGUGGACCUGGGAGACCUUAAACAGUUCCUGAGGAUUUCCAAGAGCAAGGAUGAGAAGUUGAAGUCGCAGCCCCUCAGCACAAAGCAGAAGGUGGCCCUGUGCACCCAGGUGGCCCUGGGCAUGGAGCACCUGUCCAACAACCGCUUUGUGCACAAGGACCUGGCCGCCCGCAACUGCCUGGUCAGCGCUCAGAGACAGGUGAAGGUGUCGGCCCUGGGGCUCAGCAAGGACGUGUACAACAGUGAGUACUACCACUUCCGCCAGGCCUGGGUGCCCCUGCGCUGGAUGCCCCCCGAGGCCAUCCUGGAGGGUGACUUCUCCACCAAGUCUGAUGUCUGGGCUUUCGGCGUGCUGAUGUGGGAGGUGUUCACCCACGGGGAGAUGCCCCAUGGUGGGCAGGCAGACGAUGAGGUGCUGGCAGACUUGCAGGCUGGGAAGGCCAGACUCCCGCAGCCUGAAGGCUGCCCUUCCAAGCUCUACCGGCUGAUGCAGCGGUGCUGGGCCCUCAGCCCCAAGGAUCGGCCCUCCUUCAGCGAGAUCGCCAACACCCUGGGAGACAGCCCCGCUGACAGCAAGCCGUGA